GCGAAAAAGGACUCCUGCAAACAAGAAAGACAAGAAGAAGAAAAAUUGGGCGCGGGCCAUGGCGGACGAAACAUCGUCAGCCUCAUCGGCUUUCUCGCCCCUUUCCGGUGGCUAUUUGCUCAUCGUCCUCAGUGAGCCGCACAGCGAACAGCAUAAACAAGUCCUACUCGAACAUCUCGCCAAAGGUCUGGCCUCGUGGGACGUCGUUGGAACGCAGAUCGAUAUCGAGUCGGAGCUCCGCAACAUAGCGGCACAAUGUCCGCACGGAGAAGAAGUCAGGAACGGAGAAAAGUUGAUCCAGUUGGCUUCCGACUCGCUCGUCACCGAGAUUCUCAUCCAUCCGCAACUCAGCACGCUGAAGCAGUGCAUGCGUAAUCUACUGGCCUCAUUCACGCGCCAUCGACACGUCAUUCACGCCGGCUACACCCUGUCGGGACCCGGAUCCUGGAUUUUACAAGAUGGUACGUACGAGUUCAGCGACUUUAUGAACAUUGUGCGAGAUGCCGAAGUCCAACGGCUCUAUCGAGCUUACGAAUCGAGCAUCACGAUGGACCUCCACUGCGCCGACGAGGGUCAAUGGAGCGCCGAGCAGAUCAAUCAGGAACCGGCCAUCAAAGCGGCCAAGAUAUCCAUCAAUCCAGCCGGUCGAUUGAGUGCCACGGACUCUCAGGGCAUGCAGGACGCCGUCAAUUCUUUUAUCAGAUACAUUUCCGAUGUGCUGCCUUCGGUGACGUUGGAUCAUCUCUUGGAGCCAUCCGACGUCGUUGGCAACAUCCGUUUCAGUCAUCCCACCCUCUACGUCUUCCCGGGCGGACAGGGCGAUUCAGCCCUUUUCGGCAUUAGCGGAUUCAAUAUUCUCGUCGACGGCGGAUUCGGGCGCAAACCCUGCUUCUGGGAUUUCACGCGCCAUUUGGACCGGCUUGACGCUGUAGUGAUGACACGGAUGAAUGCCAGUUCACUGAGCGGCCUGACUGGCGCCAUCUGUCGUAAAGCCUCGAGUCCCGUCUACCCUCAAGUGGGUCACAUCUUUUGCAAUCUGCCCCGUGACAGCGAGAUUGGCCUCGGUGACAUUGAACAACAACUCAAUGCAGCUGACUCGAGCUCCGAAUCGCUCAACGUCAACAUUAACGACCUGUGCCGAGCCAUGUCCGCAGGCCUUGGAGCUUUACAGCUCAAAGCGCAACCCAUUUAUCGAUCGGCCACUUUGGAACCAAUCAAUCUCUACCAUAAGGUGGGACACGGAACGUUGGACAUGUUCAUCAUUAGUCCGAGCGCAAACAGCCCCGAGGUCAAGGAGCUGAUGCGUCUUUGGCGUUCGGGUGAAGUGGCCACGGCUUUGCGAACUGUCAAAAUGGGCGGAAAAGAAUUCAGCCUACCAUUGCUCGAUAUCGUGUCCGUCUGCGCUUUGCUAGUAUGGCAGCCGGCCGAUCCUAACGAGCCCGUCACUCGCCUCUUGUUCCCCGGCAGUGCCCCUCAACACAAGAUCCUCGAAGGUCUUGAAAAAUUCAAGCAACUGGAAUUUCUCAAGUCUCCCGUCUUUAUGGCCAAGGAUGUGGCCGCCCCGCCGUCCGCCGUCAUCACUCCGUCCUCCACGUCCAGCGCGUUCACGAAGAGCCCAGUCAAGGCGAAAACUUCAUCCCCUCGUCACACGCCGAUCGAGCCGGUUGUCGUUAAAGCAGCCCCUGUUCGCAAGGAGGCCAGCAAACCGCCGGCCAAAUCAGCUGAUCAUUCCAGCAGCAACACCAAAGAGGCGGACGUUAAAUCUGCCACGCCCCGUCCUGCUACUAAAAUCAUCAAGUCUGACGUUCUGAGCAGCUCGUCGAGAACGGGCAGCACGGAAUUGCGGGCCAAAAAGCCGGAAGCUAAACCGGCGCCCAUCAAAUCAGCAACGACGACGGCCAAGAAGGACGGCCCGACGGGCUUAUCGAACGGCGAAACUAAUAAAGCCCUGGCACCUAAAAUCAAAAAAGAUGUGGCCAACAUGAAAAUGGUCGAGGCCAGGGUUCACUCGUUCAAGAGCCCCGCCUCUCUGAAACGGGCAGAGGAGAAUAAAACCAAGAAGCCCCUUCCAUCUGCUGAUGCUGAAACGAAAGAAAAGACGGCCGCUCAAAGAAGCCAGAGCCAAUCACGAGAGAAACGAUCGGCUUCCGGCGUUCGAGCCCAGCCAGCAGACGAAGACAAACCGAGAGUCAAACUGGUCAAGAAGAUCGCUCCGUCUACGUCGGAGACGACGCCAGUCAGCCCAGCCAAACCGGCUAAGCCCAUCAAGGCGAAAGCCAAAGAACUGCCUGCUAAACCAAUCGAGCCGAAAGCUCCUGUCACCAAGGACGUUAAGAAAGACAAGCCAACCCCUGCCACUCCCAAACCUAAACCGAUGGCUGCUAAGGAGACGAGCUCUAAGCCGGCCCCUAAGGCAUCGGCACCCUCCCAAACGUCAACUCCUACGCCAUCAGGUAAAGCUGUCAAGAGGCCAGUCAAACCCGCCGCAGCUGCUGCUGCUGCUGCUGCUGCUGUGGGAGCCGCUGCAGCCGUUGUUGCCGUUGCUGCGGCUGUUGCCUCUGAAGAACAGGCCCCAACAGCUGACGAACAACCGGCUGUUGUUGAAGAGAGUUUCAGCGCUGCAGAGGCCCCCCAGGCCGCUAGUUCGCCUAAGGGCGUUGAAGCAACUGGCCAUGAUCAAGUUGUAGAUGAGGCGUCAUUGAUGGAUGCCAUUGAGAGUCAGAUCGUGGAGGAUGUCGAAGCGACCGAAGAGCAAUCUCAUCACGAAUCUGAACAAGAGUCACAGUCUGUCAACUUGGAAGAUGAAGCUGAAACGGAGGACAAAGAGGAAGCUGAAACUGAAGACAAAGAUGAAGAGGUGGCCGAUGGGUCGACUGGAGGCGAAGUUGUCGACGCGGAGGAGGCUGAAGUCAUUGAGAAAGAGGAGGACGCAGAGGCCCAUGACGAGGAUGAGGCCGCAUCUGAGGAGACUGAAGUUGUUGAAGCUGCCGUUGCGGAGGACGUGGCCGAAACGGAAGAGGCUAAAGUGGCCGAAACGGAAGAGGCUAAAGUGGCCGAAACGGAAGAGGCUAAAGUGGCCGAAACGGAAGAGGCUAAAGUGGCCGAAACGGAAGAGGCUAAAGUGGCCGAAACCGAUGGGGCUGAGGUAGCCGAAACGGAAGAGGCUGAGGUGGCCGAAACCGAAGAGGCUGAAGUAGCCGAAACCGAAGAGGCUGAGGUGGCCGAAACCGAAGAGGCUGAGGUGGCCGAAACCGAAGAGGCUGAGGUGGCCGAAACCGAAGAGGCUGAGGUGGCCGAAACCGAAGAGGCUGAAGUGGCCGAAACCGAAGAGGCUGAAGUGGCCGAAACCGAAGAGGCUGAAGUAGCCGAAACCGAAGAGGCUGAAGUGGCCGAAACCGAAGAGGCUGAAGUGGCCGAAACGGAAGAGGCUGAAGUGGCCGAAACGGAAGAACCUGAAGUAGCAGCGGAAGAAGCUGAAGUGGCCGAAGCGGAAGAAGCCGAAGUAGCCGAAACGGUAGAAGCUGAGGUAGCCGAAACGGUAGAGGCCGAAGUAGCGCAGACGCCGCACGAAGAAACGGCCGCAACUCAAGUGAACGAAAAAACACAUGACAAAGAAGAAAUGAUGCGAGAUACGGCAGAAAUUCAACAAACGGAUGAACCGGAAGGCGGAAACGCAGACGAGGAUCUGCAGGAAGCUGACGUCAACGAAAGACAAGCACGUGACGAUGUCGUGCACGUCGAGGUGGCCAGUGAACCAGAAAUCAAAGUUGGUCGAUCGAUUGAUGAUGAAAUCGUGGCGGCGGACGUCGCUCAGAUUGACAGAUCCGACGAUCAAGACGUCAACCUCGAGACGGACGAAUGCCAAGAACCAGUAGAAGAAGAAAGUCAGCUGGCCGUCUCAUCGAAAUCGGUGGACGCUGGCAGACCGUCAGCCUCUCCACAGCCGGUACCAUCCGAAGACGAGACGGCGAGCCGAGAAGUGCAAGUCGAUGACGUGAUCGAUCAAAUAGAGCAAAGUCAGGACGUCCAAUGUGCCCAUCCCACGAGUCAACUAGAAGAAGAAAACAUCAAAGACGAGAUCGAUGAGCCUGAAAAGGAGAAAGAAGAAGAACUUUCAAGCCAAAUCCACCACGAAGAUGUAAGCUCAGAAGCGGUGGAAGAGGAAAUUCAACAAGCCGUUGCUGCUACUCCAAUCGAGGCCAGCAAACCGACGGCAUCCCCACAGCCAGAAAUACUGGACAGUGAUAAAAAGGUAGAAGCCCAGGAGGUCAGUGCGCACGAAGAAGUGCAUACCACUGAAUCUACUCACGAAGAAAGCUCUCUGGACUAUGAAAAGAAAGAUGAAAUUCCAUGCCAAGUGGUCGGCAAUGGCGAUAGUCACGCCCUGGACACUACUGAACAUGUUGAAGAUGCCAUUUCUGGUCAAGUGGACGAUGACGUUCAUCACGAAGAUGUCGACAGCCAUGACAUUGAAAAACGUCAAGUACAUGAACUGACUGUUGAGGCCCAUCAAGAUGAUGCUGUCUCGUCCCUCUCUUCUGCGUCUGAUCUGGAACCAACACCAGUACUGGAUCGAUCCGGUGCUAGUCUCUAUGAGGAAGAACAACAUUUGUCUUCUAUGGAAUCCCAACCGGAAUCCCAUCAAUUCACACAGAAAAGCGCCCCACAGAUGGUGGAAGAAACCCCGAAAGAUUCAAAACAGACGGCCAAAUCGCCCGUCGUUCAAGAUGAACCUGUUGAGGAAGUCGAAGAAGAAUUUAAAGCCGAAAUUGUCGUCAGACCCGUCCCUGUCGUUGAUCCGUCAGAUUUGGAUGACGUUGUAGCUCCACAGCAGCCGACGCCAACGCCACCUGUGGUGAAAUCUCCAGUUAAAGAGAUUCCUUCUGCUCUCGUCUUGGAUCAAGAAGAAGAUGAAGGCGAAGAGGUGGAAGAAGAAUUUUUCCAAAAGGAAGUCAAGGCUAAAGACUGUGCCGUGCCCAUCACUCCUACGGAAGAAGGUCACGCGUUUGGCUACAGCGAGCCCCAACGACAAAGCGAGGAUCGACAGCUAUCAUCUAGCAUUCCCACCAGCUCGGAUGCGACUGGCAAGCAAGAAGAAUCAACAACCGAUGGUGCCGUUUCACUCUCACGUGCCAAAGAGGCUCAAGCGGAUGAAUUCCGGGCCACCAUCGACAAUCAAUACGCCGGCUUUAUGAAUGUGGAAACCAGCUUCAAAGAUGCUGAUGAGAAGCCAAAAGCAAAGACUCCUGAGGAGAAAUGUUUGACUGAGACGGUGGCUGAACAACCUAAGCAAGUGGAAGACAAACCUUUGGCUGAACAGAAAUUGCCUGAAGAAAAACCAGCUUCUUCGAUUGACCUGAAGGAAGACCAUUUUGUUGCUGUCGAAGAAAAGAAACAAGAACAGGUUGUUGCCACAAAAUCUACUUCCAAUAUUGAAUCUGUUGGAAAAGCAGACGAAACUCACGAGGAAGUCGUCGAAGAGGUCGUGUGCAAAGCCGUGGACAAUAAAUCCGUCAAGGCGGAAAAAUAUGAAGAAUCUAACGUCAAGGAGAUCAUCAAAUCCGAGAUGAAAUCCAUGGACGAAUCUGAAAUUCUAAAGAACGUCGAAGAUUUGAUUACCGAAAAAGUUGACAUCCCCUCCACUCACGAUAAACCUGUUAAAGUUUCAGACGAACCAGAAGAAGUAUGUGAACACUUCGAUGAAAGAUCCCAAGCUCUUGACAUCGAAUCAACACCACCUACAAAAGAAAUCGAAUCUUCCAAGAGCCAGGAAACUUUUGUUGUCGAAGAUGUCAAAAGUUUCGUUGAAGAUGUUCACGCUUUAGUCGAAGAGAUUCAACUACCCAAAAUGGAAGUCAAGUCGGUGGAAUCGGAGAAGAAGGAAGUCCUUCUGGAAGAGCUCAAGGUAGAGAAACCCACAAUUGCAGCCAACAUCGAACUCACCCCAACAGACGACGUCCAAACAGACGAUUUGAAGGAUUUUGCCAAAGAUGUUGUGGUCGAAAGUCUAGACAUCAAGUCAACAAAAUCCGAAUCAACAACUCCAGAAAAAGAACAAAUUUCUCAAGUUACUGAAGAAGUUAGUGCUUUCAAAGUAGCAGACAUCUUGGAGAAAGUAAAAAGCCCUGUAGAAGAAAUGUUUAAGAAAGUCAGUGCUGUCGCCGUUUCGAAAUUCACAGAAAAAUGCGACGCUGAAGCCAUUUCUGAGAAGGCUGUCGAACUACCGAAGGUUGACGAAAAAGAACAGAACAUCGUGGAAGAGAUCAUCGAAAAGACCAGCGUUCUCGAAGUAUCCAAAACCCCUGAGAAAGUGGAAAAUAUCGUCGAAGACGUUGUUGAAAAGGCUAGCGCCAUCAGCGUAUCCGUCGACGCAUCUAAAGUCGCAGAGAAAGGCGUCGUCGAAGAAAUCGUUGAGAAGGUCGUUGACCUACCGAAAAUGGCGGAAAGCCUCGUCGAAGAUAUUGUGGAAAAGGCCAAUUCUGUCCAAGUUGCGAAAACUCCUGAGAAAGAAGUAAACCUCGUGAAAGAAACGAUUGAAACAGCUACACCGAAAUCCUGUGAAAGCACUGCCGACGAGACUGAAUCUUUCAGCAAAGUCGCAGAAAAGCUGGACGAUAUCGAAUCUAUCGUGUUUGAAAAAUACGAGAAACACGGAAAGACAGACAAAGAUAACAUGUCUACCAUCGACGAACCCAUUCAACACGCAACUGCUGAAACUGCUGUUUUCUCAGCGGAAGGGAAGUCCCAGCGAUCUUCGACAUCCGAGGCAACUCCACUGGAGCUCGAACCCGAAAUUUCCGAGAGGAAAUUAUCUGAUAUUUCUGCAUCAUCAUUCGGACAACUGGAAAAAGAGGAGGCUGUCGAAGAAACUCUUUUGAAAACUGAAGCUAAUGUGACAUUGGCUGGUAAAUCCACCAAAGAAGAGGUUGUCGUCGAUCCUACAUUCGUUGCUCCUCUUACAGCCAGCUCUCCCAUCGAUGGGCCUGAACUUCUAAAGGAAUUAUCGUUCCCACUUGGAUUGGUCGCAAAAGCUAACGUACUAAUCAAAGAUAAACUGGAACAAGUUGGUGAAUUCAUUAAAGAAAUCAAGGAUACGUCUGUUGAAUUAGCGUCAAAAUCAAACGAAACCAAACCAACAGAAGUCAAAGAAAUCAAGGAUACGUCUGUUGAAUUAGCGUCAAAAUGCCAGACGGACGACUCAAACGAAACCAAACCAACAGAAGUCAAAGAAAUCAAGGAUACGUCUGUUGAAUUAGCGUCAAAAUGCCAGACGGACGACUCAAACGAAACCAAACCAACAGAAGUCAAAGAAAUCAUUCAAGAUUCCAAAGACGUGUCCGUUGAACUGACGUCGAAAUGCCAAACUGAUUUCACCCACGACACCAAGACGGAGGUCAAAGAAAUCAUUCAAGAUGUGAAAGUUACGUCAGUUGAAUCAACAUCAAAAUCUGAAGUCGAAUCCUCAUGCGAAAUCAAAACCGAAGAGGUUAAAGAAAUCAUCCAGAAUGUCAAAGAUCUAUCCAUCGAAUUGACAUCGAAAUCAACCGUCGAAUCCUCGUACGAAACCAAAACUGAAGAGGUUAAAGAAACCAUCCAAAUUACCAAAGAUGUUUCAGUUGAAUGUGCUUUGAAGUCUGAAACAGAAGUUAAAGAAACUGUGCAAAUUACCAAAGAUGUUUCAGUUGAAUCUGCUUCGAAAUCUGAAACAGAAGUUAAAGAAACUGUGCAAAUCACCAAAGAUGUCUCCGUUGACUUGGCGUCGAAAUCGGAUCUAGAAGUUAAAGAAACCGUUCAAAUUACGAAAGAUGUCUCCAUUGAAUUGGCGUCGAAAUCUGAUGUAGAUGUUAAAGAAACCGUUCAAAUUACCAAAGAAGUCUCCGUUGAAUUGACAUCGAAAUCUGACAUCGACCUCUCUCACAAAACAACGGUGGAAGAGGUCACCGAAAUCAUUCAGGAAAUUGAAUGUGUUACACUUCAAUUGGCAGAAAAAUCUGAAAGUGACUGCUCUUUCACAAGUAAAAUGGUGGAAGUCAAAGAAGAAAUUCAGGAGAUCAAAAAAACAUCAAUUGAAUUGGCAUCAGAAUCAAAAAUGGAAGUCUCAAAUGAAAUUCAAGAGGAGGUCAAAGAAAUCAUUCAAGAUGUCAAAAAGGCAGCUGUUGAAUUGUCUUCAAAGUCUGAAGUUGACUGCGCACCCAAGAGCAAAGUAGAAGAGAUCUGUGAAACGAUUCAAGAGGUCAGAGAAUUAACAUCAACGAUGUCAACAAUGCCUGAAAAAUUGGAAGCCAAACCUGACACACACGUGGAAGUGAAAACCGUUCAUACAGAACCAGAAGUCAUUCCACAGGCUACAUUCCAGCUCAAGUGUGAUCCACUGGCCAACUUGCCCGUAGUCGAAUUGGCUGCACCGUCCAAAACUGUCAGCGAGGAACUGGAAAAGCCCAAAAGUUCUGAUUUAGCAAAAUUAGAGAUUGUCGAAAAGACAGAACAGCUGAAACCUGAUGUUAUGGAUUACGCCACCGUCUCUGGUUCAUCGUCCACUUCUGUUACUCCAAAGACACCGCUUUCACCCAAUCUUGCCCGUCGUGAGGUAGUUGAAUCUAAAGUGAGCCCAAGCGUCCAGAUGGCUGCCACUUUGGAAUCGUUUGCAGCACCACCAACUCGUUUCGAAGACGAAAUCUCGAGCCAACCAUCCAGCUUGGAUUCCGUAGAAGUCCAUUCCACGUCCUCUGCCACCUGGGCUGCCACUGAAAAACACCAGGAAGAGGAUGAAGAUGUCGGAUCGUUGUCACUGACACCUACCAUCAAUUAUUUAGCAGCCGGCUACGAAGGUGUCAACAUCAGUACGUCGAGCAAGUUGUCGACGAUUGCGUCAUCUGACGGCGAAGCAGAAGCAGCGCAACCUCUCAGCCUGGACAGCAACUGGUCAUCUAAGACAUUCGACAAAUUGACAUCAGCUGCUAAUUCAUCUACCCUUCAUCGUCCCGAAGAAUCGGCUUUCUCAAGCGGUCCGUCCAGCUGGGACGAAAGGGAACCUAACACCAGGCCGUACUGCGUUGUGUCUGAAUCGAUAAGUGACCGUUCGGCCACAAGUUCCAUCAUUUCCCACGUUACCGAUGAUGAUUAUCCAAUUGAAAAACAUGAUCGACCUUCUUUAGAUAGCCAUUUGGAACCUCGUACAUCAAGCGAAUUGAGCAGCAAGAAAGAGUUGGGCGUGUUGCCCGCCAGCCCUGUACCGUCCUCUCCUUUCAGCACUGAUCGCUGCAGCAGCCACGGAGAUUUUGAAGCCAACAAGGAUUCACUGUCCAGCAUCCAGACUUCAGAAUCAUCCGACUUUCAUUUGGAAACCAAAGUGGAUGACUCGCAUUCGGCCAUUUCCAGCACGCGUUCAGACUAUUCAGAUGACCGUUCAGGCAGCAGCAUCGACCCAUCACUUUUACAGCAACAGCGGCUCGAACAGAGAUCGUUGACACCACGCAGCGACAUCAGCUGCUCUUCGGAUGCUACUGAUCCCAUCACGACUGCCCAUACAAUCACGACCGAGCUGAUCCAGCCCGGCCAACAACAGACCUCGGUCGAAAUGAAGGCCAGUAGCAAAGCUGAGUUGGCUGACCCUAAACUAGCGCCACAUAAUAUCUGGCUGAAAGAGAAAGACACAGCUUCAUCUCCUAAUCCAUUCACGGAUCAAUACGUCGAUGACGAUACUGAUCAUCCAGUAACCGUGGAACACGCUUCCUCGGCCCUCUAUUAUCCCCAACAAAAACAACAGCCACAUCAGCAACAACAUCUGUCCGAUUUUGAAUCCGACCGCCAUUCCGAUUCGCAGUCAUCGUCCGUUCCGGUAGCCGAGUAUACGGAUGAGUAUUACGCUCAGCAUUUGGAAUUUGUUGAAGCGUCUCACAAGUCUUCACAACCACACACGGAUGAGGUUUCUGACCAGGAAGCCUAUCUCUACGAAUCCGAGCACGAUGAUCACGACCAGCACUACCAUCCGUACGCGACCAAGUACAGUGAUUCAUACGACGAGGCUGAUCUCUACCCAACUGAGGAAGCCAUUAAUGACGAUUACCGCCACGUGGGGGAUCACCAGAAUGGCAACGCGUAUCAUUACUACGAAGGCAGUGAACAAGAUUCGAUUGAAGCCAACGUUGUUGGCCAUCCGCCCCAUCAGUACGAAGAUCAGAAUCGCAACGAUCGCACCCCAACCAGAGACGUCCAGCAUUCGUACGUGGCUGCCGAUGUGUACGACACAGAGCCAGCAGUGCACAGUCCAACCAGCAGACAAUCGGAUGUCGCAGCGCCGAUGACAGCAUCUUCUUCACGGGACGAGCGAGUAGUUCCACAAGCUUCUCCUCUGCCCAGUCCACAACCUCAGCAGUCGCCACAAAGCACUCAGCAACAGCACGAAGACACAUUGGCUUCGUGGGGCAAACCUUUGGGUCUACCAGCUCCGGUAGCGCCCGUUGUCUUUUCCAGCAACGGUACUAACGGCUCCCCGCUCAAGCGCCCAACAACUGCUAGCAACAAUGCCAAUAAGUCUGCCGAGAAAGCAACCAACGGCACCAACGCAAUGAUGGGAGCAGCUCCUUUCUACGUCGAUCUGGCUUACAUUCCUCAUCACAGUGAUCCUCGAUACUCGGAUGUCGACUUCUUCCGGCGCGUCCGCGCUCGCCACUACGUCCUCAGCACCCUGGAGCCGUCCGCUCAAGUUCUCGACGCUCUGCUGGAGGGCAAACAAUCGUGGACUGGAGAUGACAAAGAUUUAGAUGUCACCAUCAUUCCUACUUACGAUUCCGACGCGCUGGCUGUCUGGGUGAGCGCCAACGAAGACUUACUGGCUCGCAACCGCAUCGAUUUGGCACCGUCAGCCUCCCGCUGCACGAUCAAUCUACAGGAUCAUGAAACUUCUUGCUCGGCCUAUCGGCUCGAAUUUUAAGACGUCAAUCAUAUAUAUUCUCCCUGUUGUUUUCUAUUAAGAUAAGAAACAGAAAGGCUCCAUCCUGCGUUUCCGUGAAGACGUACGUCAGUAAGUGAUUGAAAAACAGAAAAAAAAAAAAAAAAAAAAAAAAAAAUAUGAGGGACACCCUGACGUGGUAGACUUUCCUUCCACAUUAUUUACGUAGUAGGCCGAACAAAAAAAAAAGAAAAGAAAAAAAUUCCUCCCUUAAUUUAUAUUUAUACUUUUCGGCAUCAUUUUCUUUCCGAUAACCAUCGCGCCCUCUUUCAUAGAGCAGCAGCCUCCUCCGAUUUUUGCUGUGAUUUUUUUCUCGAAUAUAGAUAUUUGCCUGCCUCUUGUAUCACUUUCAAGAAACCUUAUUAGUAGCUGUUAGGCUUGUUAUUUGAAUUGCAAUCCAUUUUUCUCCCCUUUUCUUAUUAUAUUUUCGAAAAGCGGAGACGAGAAGAAAAUAUUGUCAAGGCCAAUGUACGGGUAAAUAUCAUAGAGGUAAGCGCAAGCGUAUAGCGAGCUAAAAGAAAAAGAAGUUUGCAACUUGCGAGGUGACUUGCUCACUCACUGGGCAUAUUGAAAUAACCGAAGCAUUUUUUGGUUUUCCUUUCAAGGAUGAGCAGUGAAAAUCGAACGAAAUCAAAGGACUUUUUUUUUUUCGAAAUUUUCUUUUGUGCAGCAAAUUUUAUUUUCUAUUUUAUUUGUCAUUCUUGGCUCAUCUUUUCACACAGACGCUUACAGAAUUCGAAAGUGCUAUCCACAAUUUGCCCAGGACGUCCGAGCUAUGCGGAGUAACUACGUGGCGGGGGAUUCAAAAACCACAGUAGAAAACCCCACCCCAUCUAAAGUCGAUUGAUAUUCGCAAAAAAUGUGAUACACCUCGUAAAAAGAUGGUACGAUGACGACGAAAUUACGAGACAAAGGAGCUGAAAAUUGAACGGGAUUGUCCAUUUACCCUCCCAUAUCUGGCAACUAUUAACAAUCAAACCAUACCUAGAGCACAGCAGGAUUUUGUCGAGGAUUUCUUCUCUUUAUAGUUUACCCCCUCUCAUUUUUCCUUUGUUUCAUGCGAAAAACAAAACUAAUCCUUGACACAACAGGGCGAGAAUUGCAGCCUCCGAUGUGAUAAACUAAAAAAAAAGAAGCUCGUAGAUUAUCUGGUGAUGGAAGCAGCUGCGAAUUUGAUGCCGACACUGAUAGCCAACGCCGAUUCCUGGCAACAUUACGUAGAGAUGCGCAUGGAAUUGUUUGAUUUGUUGAAUUUUCACUUAUGAUUUGCAAGAGGCUGAAACGGCACACACAGAAACUGAGAUAAGGAGACAAUGAGUGAAAUGCGGCGAGAAAUGUGAGACACCCAAGUGCAGCUUUUUCGUGAUUCAUGCGUGCGAUAUGAAUAAUGUUCACGAACUUAAACCAACCCGAACCGAGAGGAAAAAGAGAGACCCUUUUUUCAAGCGAAAAACGUUCCCUCCUACCACAUCCCCCCCUCCUACACCGAACUCUUCUACAUCCAAAAAGAAACAGAACAAGCAAACAAAAACAAA
Molecule: messenger RNA, 12486 nt
Organism: Daphnia carinata
Lineage: Eukaryota; Metazoa; Arthropoda; Branchiopoda; Diplostraca; Daphniidae
Gene: futsch
Product: microtubule-associated protein futsch-like
Exons: 10
Coding region: 59-10933 (3624 amino acids)
Biological process (GO): axonogenesis; regulation of microtubule depolymerization; microtubule cytoskeleton organization
Cellular component (GO): neuronal cell body; dendrite; cytosol
Molecular function (GO): actin binding; microtubule binding
Source: RefSeq, a predicted model, not a curated record